AGUGGCGGUGACCAAGCGGCGGCGCGGCGACACGGCGCGUGCCUAGCCUGCUAGUAGCUUGAGUCUGUGAGAUGCUGUCAAACCGAGCGGACGCCGCGUCGAUGUCGCGUUUGGCGUGAAAGGUGCUCUUUGAGCUUCGUUGAAUUUUCAUAUUGCGCUAGUGCGCCCGCGAGCCUCUACCCAAGGGGCAUCAGUGAAUUAAUCCUCUCCCAUCGUCCACGAUGUCCGUCGACAAGGAGGAACUGGUGCAACGCGCCAAGCUGGCGGAGCAGGCUGAACGAUAUGACGACAUGGCGGCCGCGAUGAAAGAAGUCACGGAAACCGGCGUCGAGCUGAGCAAUGAGGAAAGGAACCUGCUUUCCGUUGCUUACAAAAAUGUCGUGGGCGCUCGACGAUCGUCAUGGCGCGUUAUCUCCUCCAUUGAACAGAAAACCGAAGGCUCGGAAAGAAAACAACAGAUGGCAAAAGAAUAUAGGGUUAAAGUAGAAAAAGAGCUCAGAGAAAUCUGCUACGAUGUUUUGGGUUUACUUGACAAGCACCUUAUUCCUAAAGCUAGUAAUCCAGAAAGUAAAGUAUUUUACCUUAAAAUGAAGGGUGAUUACUAUAGGUACCUUGCAGAAGUGGCCACAGGAGAAACCAGAAAUUCUGUUGUAGAGGAUUCACAGAAAGCAUACCAAGACGCUUUCGAGAUCAGCAAGGCGAAAAUGCAGCCCACACACCCAAUAAGGCUGGGUCUGGCGUUAAAUUUCUCCGUCUUCUAUUAUGAGAUAUUAAAUUCACCAGACAAAGCGUGUCAGCUCGCCAAACAGGCGUUCGAUGAUGCGAUUGCCGAAUUAGACACACUCAAUGAAGACUCGUACAAAGACUCGACACUGAUCAUGCAGUUGCUGCGAGACAACCUGACGCUGUGGACGUCAGACACGCAAGGCGAUGGCGACGAGCCCGCCGAGGGCGGCGACAACUAAUCUCGCGCCGCGCUCACUCCCAGCACACGCAUUUGUUCUCAUUGGUGUUUUAUAAGAAAACGAGUAACAUUCGAGAACGCCGCGCGGCGCGGGUCCACCGCCGCUGAUGCGAGCCGUCGCUUGUAAAAAAAUGUUAAAAAUGUCGUUCGCAGCGGACCUUCACGUUCCGUCUAAAAUUAAAUGUUAUGUGUCAUCUUUGACGGUUUUGUAUUUCUGUAUUUACACUGGAUUACAGAUAUCGAGCUGACCCGAUGAAUAUAAAUAUUUAUAACUUAAGUUAUUAAAAUUACGGUUUCUUAAGUUAAAA
This is a messenger RNA of Helicoverpa armigera (cotton bollworm), 1272 nucleotides long. It is a transcript of the gene 14-3-3zeta, whose product is annotated as 14-3-3 protein zeta. The transcript has 5 exons. The coding region runs from base 222 to 965 and encodes 247 amino acids. Gene Ontology annotation, cellular component: cytoplasm. Gene Ontology annotation, biological process: signal transduction; intracellular protein localization. The record is from RefSeq and is a predicted model, not a curated record. NCBI's taxonomy places the organism in Eukaryota, Metazoa, Arthropoda, Insecta, Lepidoptera, Noctuidae.